Messenger RNA from Talaromyces rugulosus, 1263 nucleotides. RefSeq lists its product as uncharacterized. Lineage: Eukaryota; Fungi; Ascomycota; Eurotiomycetes; Eurotiales; Trichocomaceae. The transcript is spliced from 2 exons. The record is from RefSeq and is a predicted model, not a curated record. Bases 1 to 1263 code for a protein of 420 amino acids.
AUGCAAGUCUCCACGGAAAUCUACGAUCUUAUUACAUUCUAUGUUGAGAACAUCGAAAAUACCGGGCUUCACUUUGGACAAGAAGAUCCUCGGCGUUACAACAUUCGCGGUUCCGGAUCUAAGCAAAUGCUAGCCAACUUACGUUUGGUCAGCAAAGCUUUUUGCAUGAGCGUAUCACCGCGGCUGUUUCGACAUGUAGUUGCUGAACUUUAUUCCUCUUCUCGUACUGGUCAUUCACCUUUGGUUCGGCUCAUCGAGAUAUCUAAAAGCCGAUACGCCAUAUAUGUCCGUCAAAUUGAUUUUAGAUUUUAUAGCUAUAGUUCAGGCUCUGCUGAUAGACCUGACGUGGAAGACCUCGCCGGAAUACUUCCACCAUGCUUGGUUCGGUUCACCAACCUAAGAGCACUCACAUUCGAUAAACCACCCUCCGAUCUUUCCCAAGAGAAGACAAGAGUGUAUAUCCAUAGUGUCAUUGCGGCUUUUCGUGAUGUGCCGCUUCCGAAUCUCGAAGAACUUGAGAUCCAUUUUCCGAUUGCCCACAAUUUUGGGCAAUUCUUUCCUCUGAAAACCAGUGCGGUACAGAUCCCAAUCACAGAUGUCAUUCAGCGACUUCGACGUCUCGAAUUGGCUGUCUGCGCUUACACAGAUCACCGUCAUCAAAGAUAUUGGCGUAAACCUAUUUCGCCGGAAUAUGCUGCUCUACCAAAUGAGGACCAUGCGUCCUAUUUGUUUAAGAUGAUUGAACCUGCCAUCAACCUAACAUCCCUCUCAAUACGGGGCUUGGAUAUUAUAGAUCUUGACACGGUCAAGUUCUCUCCAUCUUUGCGCCUUCGCUUUCUAACUUUGUCCUGCGUGUCUAUAUCUGCGCAAAAUCUCCUCUCACUCAUGGUACAAUCCAGACAGUCAUUACGAGUUAUCGGACUCGAACUGGUCAAAUUGAAUACCGAAACAUGGCAUCACGUUCUACUGGAAAUGAGCAAAUUCCCACAGCUUGUCGAUUUUCAUAUUGAUUCUAGUGGAUAUUCGUUAACAGGGUCAAGCUCUCAUUUUGUUCCAGGAUUACUCCCAGAACCAGACGACCCAUCCGCUAUCGAAACUCGCGAGCGCCAUGAUAUUCCCGCUCUAGGUAAUCUAGUACGUGCGGUAAAUGCGAAUAGAGUUAAAACAGGGCUUCAGCCUUUGUCAGAUUAUGAGUACAAGUUCGCCAGACUACCUCCUCUGGAAACUCAGUUGCAGGACCUUGACCUCGGGUCUGGACCAUAA